Vespula pensylvanica (western yellowjacket) is the source of this 3232-nucleotide messenger RNA. Its product is annotated as facilitated trehalose transporter Tret1-like. Bases 67 to 1773 code for a protein of 568 amino acids. Gene Ontology annotation, cellular component: membrane. The transcript is spliced from 3 exons. The record is from RefSeq and is a predicted model, not a curated record. Gene Ontology annotation, biological process: carbohydrate transport; transmembrane transport. Lineage: Eukaryota; Metazoa; Arthropoda; Insecta; Hymenoptera; Vespidae. Gene Ontology annotation, molecular function: sugar transmembrane transporter activity.
AUUGAGCAAUCUCGUAUGAAAACAACUACGCCUUUCAUCGUCCAUCCAUUUUCCACGUGAUUGCAAAUGUUACUUUCAACGUGUUGCGAAAGUUCUUUCCAAUCAUGUAAAACGAAUGAUUACGAUGACAGAUAUACGAUAUUCGUUUCACGUUGUACAUCAACACGUAGAAAAACGUCAGAUUUAAACAAUGUAGAGAAGACGUCAUUGGUAGACUCAGCAUUACUACCAAAAAUACAAACACCCAUAUUGGAUGAUGGGAAGAUUAAUUUAACGGCAAAUGAUAAGCAUAAUGAUCCAGAAAAUGCGAGAUCUAUUAACAAAGGUAGUGCUGUAAGACAAGUUUUAGCGGCAUUAGUAGCUCAACUAGGAACCAUCAACACCGGAAUGACCUUUGGCUUCUCGGCUAUAGCACUUCCUCAACUUCAAGAAGCUAAUAGUACAAUUCCAAUUGUUCAAGGAUCGUCGGAAGAAUCUUGGAUAGCUAGCAUGUCAUCCAUCGGUACUCCAAUUGGUUGCUUAUUAUCAGGAUACAUGAUGGAUAUGUUCGGAAGAAAACGAUCCUUGAUUAUCACAGAAAUUCCAGCAUUACUUGGUUGGAUAUUAAUUGCAGCUGCAACCAACAUUCACAUGAUCUAUGCUGGAAGAUUUUUUGUUGGGCUUGGAUCUGGUAUGGUGGGUGCACCAGCUCGAGUAUAUGCCAGCGAAGUGACUCAACCGCAUCUUAGAGGAAUGUUAACAGCAAUGUCGAGUGUUGGUGUCAGUACGGGUGUUCUAAUAGAAUACGCUCUAGGAAGUCUCCUCUCAUGGAAUCUUUGCGCAGCUAUCAGUGGAAUUCUUCCACUUGCUGCUUUAUUACUAAUGUUCAUUUUUCCCGAAACUCCGUCUUAUCUAAUUUCUCGAAAUAGACCGGAUAAAGCGAGAAAAGCUUUACAACAAUUUCGCGAUAAUAACUACAACAUAGAUCAAGAAAUGGAAGUGUUGGAAGAAUUCUCUAAUAAGAAUAAUCUCAAACGAUUAACUGGAUUACGUGAAAUUGUUUGCGCACUUCUUAAACCUAAUGCUCUUAAGCCAUAUACUUUACUCUUUAUAUAUUUCUUGAUUUACCAAUUUUCUGGUACGAACGUGAUAACAUUUUACGCGGUUGAAAUUUUUAACGAUUCCGGAACAACGAUAAAUAAGUAUUUGGCAGCGGUCAUUUUGGGAAUAGUAAGAUUAGUUUCUACAAUAGUUGCUUGCAUUGCGUGUAGACGUUGCGGUAGAAGAUCGCUUACUAUGGUGUCGUCUGUGGGUUGCGGUUUGUCUAUGAUUGGAUUAGGUGGCUAUAUGUGGUUAAAGGAAUAUUGGGAAAUAAAUCACUUACCAUUCGUGGCUACAUGGAUACCAGUUUUCUGUAUAUUUUCAUAUACGGUCACAUGUACCCUUGGAUUUUUAGUCAUUCCUUGGAUAAUGAUCGGAGAAGUAUAUCCCGUACAAGUCCGAGGUAUUAUAGGUGGCUUAACGACAAUGACCGCGCAUUCUUUUAUCUUUAUAGUUGUAAAAACGUAUCCUUUCUUUGAUAAAGCGCUCACGAGUCAUGGUACUUUUAUUUUUUAUGGUUGUAUUUCAUUAUUCGGUACAAUAUACUUUUACAUAUGUCUCCCCGAAACCAAAGGUAAAACUCUUCAAGAAAUAGAAGAUUACUUCUCUGGAAGGAGCAAUAGUUUGUAUACUGGAAAAAUACGUAACAACCCACAAGUAUUAGAAAUUAAAAAGGGCCAGGUUUUGCCUUGAUGGAGUUGAUAAAUUUCAUUUUCUAAGAAUAAUGUUUAUGUGUAAAGGUCCUGCAAUUGUUAUGUCAUAUGGUACCAAUGACUAAACUUUUACAUUUUUGUUUCUUUUUUGUUUUGUUUUUUCUUGUUUUCUUUUUUUUAACGAAUUCAGAUGAUACUACUACAAAUAGAAGUUGACUUAUUACUUAGUAUCAAGGUGCCUUAUAUUUCAACUGUGAUCCAUUUUUUUUAUUCCCACCAAUCUUUCUAGAAACUUUUUAGAAUAACUAACUUUGUCAUUUACAGCUUUUUUAAAGAAUAAUUUAAUUCAUACAUUUUAUUUCUAAUAAAUUUCAAUUUCAUACAGAUUUAUUUGAAAUCCUCAUUUGAUAUUUGAAUUGCCUUUUCAAUGGCAUCACAUAUGUUCAUCUUAUUCAUUAAUAUUCUACACAUGUAUACAUAUAUGUAAUUUAUUUUAGUUUUACUUUAUUAAUUCUCUAAAUCGUUAUUUUACAGCACUUGUAUACCUUAUUCAAGUAAAUAUGACUAUUUUAUUAUUUAACCUUUUGCAAAAUUUUCAUACACAAAUUAAAAUGAUUUAACAAAUAUGAUAUAUAAAAAAACCUGUGUCCAAUAUUAUUUAUUAUUAUAGACAAUUGAUAUAACAUUGAUAAAAAAAAUGAAUAAAAAAUAAUGAUUGCUUUCAAAAAAUUACAAGGGGCAAUUGCAGCAUUCAAAAGACUUAAACAAAUCUAGCCACAAUGAUUCUUAUGUAUUUUAGAUAGGAUAAUAAAUUUUUUAGAUUUAUAUGUUAUACAUACUCAUUGAUAAGAACAGAUGCAGAUAUACUUAUUAAAAUCAAUAUCACAAACUUUAUCUGUAUAGUUAAAUACAAAAUAAUUAUGCUAUAAAUAUUUUUUAAUAUAAUAAAUGCAAUAUUUGAACAUUUUUGUAAAUGCGUACAAUAAAAUUACUCAGGCAUGAUCUAUUAAAAAAAAAGAAAGAAAAAAUAUAAUAAUAAUAAUAAUAAUAAUGCCUUUGAAAGUACAUUUACCAUUAUUUCUAAUAAACAUAUUCCUAUGUACAUUACCGGUAUGUGUACAAUUAAACAAAAGGUGCUAUUUAUUGUAUAUGAUAUAGUAUUAUUUUAUAUUAUAGUGCUUGUAUAUAAAUGACUAACGACCAUGGAAUGAAAAUAUUUCUUAAAUAGUAAAAAAACUUAAUAUAUGGAUGUGUAGAUCUUUUAAAUCAUAGCAGAUUUGGAAAAAUUUCUUUUUUUAGCUGUGGUUAAUUAGUUCUAAAUAUGAAUAAGAAAAUCUUUGAUAUUUAUCAUUUAUUAUAACGUUUAAUUUGUCAUCUUUGUACAUAAAAUGAUAUAUUUAAUUCUAUUUUACAUGUAGUUUGUACAAAAUAGUCCUCAAGAAAAAAUACAAUGAGUGACUUAUUUUUUUUACAAAAGAAAAAAUAUAAAGAUUUAUCUA